GCGGUGAAGAACCUCAAGGUCGGCGACAGGGUAGCCGUCGAGCCCGGGGUUCCAUGUAGACACUGCAACUACUGCCGCAGCGGCUCGUACAACCUCUGUCCGGACACCGUCUUCGCCGCCACGCCUCCACAUGACGGUACCCUGUCGAAAUACUACAUCACGCAGGCUGACUUCUGCUACCCAAUCCCUGACCACAUGGACCUGGAAGAAGGAGCCAUGGUCGAGCCCGUCGCGGUAGCGGUACAGAUCACCAAAGUGGGCCAGGUCCGGGGCAACCAGACCAUUGUCGUUUUUGGUUGUGGGCCUAUUGGGCUUUUGUGUCAGGCUGUCUGUAGCAAAGCAUACGGUGCGAAGCGUGUUAUCGGAGUCGAUAUUAGCCAGUCCCGGCUUGAGUUUGCAAAGACCUUCGGCGCUGACGAUGUGUUCUGUCCACCUCCCAAACCUGAUGUUAUCGAUGACACGGAGUGGAGUGAGAAGGUGGCGAAGAUGAUUAAGGAGCAGUUCAACUUGGGAGAUGGGCCGGAUGUUGUCUUGGAAGCAACUGGUGCUGAGAGCUGUAUCCAGACGGGCGUGCAUCUCGUGAAAAAGGGCGGUAUGUAUGUGCAGGCUGGAAUGGGCAGGGAGAACGUCGUAUUCCCCAUAACAGUCGCCUGCAUCCGAGACCUGACGAUCCGUGGCUCAAUCCGGUACACAGCGGGCUGCUACCCCACGGCUGUCGACCUCAUCGCGAGCGGCAAGAUCGAUGUCAAGAGGCUGAUCACAAACAGGUACAAAUUUGAAGAGGCAGAGCAGGCCUUUGAGCUUGUCCGGCAGGGCAAGGAGAGUGUAAUCAAGGUGAUGAUUGAAGGAGUGAAGAACUAG
Rasamsonia emersonii CBS 393.64 is the source of this 861-nucleotide messenger RNA. RefSeq lists its product as uncharacterized. The transcript has 3 exons. Lineage: Eukaryota; Fungi; Ascomycota; Eurotiomycetes; Eurotiales; Trichocomaceae. Gene Ontology annotation, molecular function: L-iditol 2-dehydrogenase (NAD+) activity. Gene Ontology annotation, biological process: D-sorbitol catabolic process. The annotation marks the transcript as partial. The record is from RefSeq and is a predicted model, not a curated record.